Molecule: messenger RNA, 7108 nt
Organism: Ahaetulla prasina
Lineage: Eukaryota; Metazoa; Chordata; Lepidosauria; Squamata; Colubridae
Gene: MAP2
Product: microtubule associated protein 2
Exons: 18
Coding region: 390-6293 (1967 amino acids)
Biological process (GO): neuron projection development; microtubule cytoskeleton organization
Cellular component (GO): neuron projection
Molecular function (GO): microtubule binding
Source: RefSeq, a predicted model, not a curated record
UACAUUAAGAAGCCUGACUUUCGGUCAAGCUGUUCUGGCAAGAAUACCGCACGGAUGCAAAACUGCGCUAACUCGCGAUUCUACUUCAAUGAUUUUCUUUCCGGUACAGAUUGCUACAAACGACCAAGGUCCGUCCACUCUCCGGGACGUCCAGUCGCCACCCUUGCAAGACUGCAGAAAACUAGAGUGAGAUAUCAACUGGCUGACGAAUCCACCUAAGGCCAGCCCUGAGAGAGUUUUAGACGGAGUGCGUCCUGGAAUCACCUCAGUUUCUGAUAACAACCUAUUGAAAGGGCUGUCCAGCUUUUUCUUUCUAACGUGACAUCAUCCUUGGGUUUGACUUGGUCACAGACAAACAGUAAGAAGAAAAAUUAUAAAGGACAAGAAGUAUGGCAGACGAUAGGAAAGAUGAAGCUAAGGCACCGCACUGGACCUCAGGUCAGAUAGCAGAAGCUUCUUCACAUCCACAUGCCGCAGAGAUGAAGGAGCAAAGUGGCACAGGGGAAGGACUGGUCAGAAGUUCUAAUGGGUUUCCAUACAAAGAGGAUGAAGCUGGAGAAUAUGGUGCACAUGGACCACAGAGCUCAUAUUCCAGAACCAAAGAGAAUGGAAUCAAUGGAGAACUAACUACAGGAGAGAAAGACACUGCAGAAGAAGUAUCUGCAAGAAUAGUCCAAGUAGUAACUGCUGAAGCUGUGGCAGUUCUGAAAAGUGAACAGGAAAAAGAAGCCCAGUUCAAAGAUCAGCCAGCGCAAUUACCUUUAGCAGUUGAAGAAACAGCUAACCUGCCUCCUUCUCCACCCCCAUCACCUGCAUCAGAGCAGACUGGAACCCUGGAAGAAGCCUCGAAGAUGGAAAUCCAUGGACAGGAAGGUACGAGCCUUUUCGCAACUACACCCUUGAGCACCAAGGAAGAAGAGAAAGGAAGUAAACCCAGUGAGCACCCUGUCCAAGAUGCCUUAGUUCCACAGCCAGCAAAAACAGAGACUAUAGAAAUGAGAGAACCACAGCUCACAGGAGAAGAGAUGGCAUUCCCAUCUCGGUUGGGAGAAACUUUGGAUGCCACUCUGCAAAAGAAAGAAGAGAAGGCUUCCACACCUCAAGAGCAAAGAGUAUUGUCAACAGAGUUGCAUAAGAAAAGUACCCUAGAUGAAAAGGCCACAGAGACCCAGAAACCUGCAACAGAAGCAUCACCCUUGGAAUCUAAAGAUGAUCAGAUGACUAUUACAAGAAAUGACUUUACCUCUCCUGCGAGCAUUGGUUCUUCUUUGCCCUCAGAAUCUAUAGUGGACAUAGGCACAGUAACAAGUGCCUUUUUUCCUGAAACAUUACCAGAUGUUCGACAUACGUCUGAAACAGAAGAGAGUAGCAAAACAACACAAAAGUCUGAUAUUACAAAGAUUACCAAAGACCUUUCAAAAGAUCAAACAAUGAACAAAGAGCACAUAGAAAUAAAGGAAGAAGAUUUUGCAGUGGUGGCUACAAGUGCCUCACAAGCCAUUGUAGAACAAACUCCAAGUCAGGUUCCCCUUUGGGAAGAAGAGAAAGAUAUGACCGAGGAUGAAAGUGAUGAAGAGAGGUACUCCAUGUCCAGUAGACAGAGGCUCAAAGAAUUGGAUGAUCAACCUUUUGCUGUGUGUGACCAAAAAUCAACUGUUCUGGGUAAAGACGUUAUGGGAAAAGACAUUGAUCCUAAAGAAGCAUAUGAUACACACAAAGCAGAAGAUUUAGGGAUUACUGGGGAAUCAACAACAUGGAAUAUUAAAAAAGAUGAGAAAAUACAUGGUGCUGAGGUCAUGGCAGACCAAUUCAGUAAAGAUUUUUUUCCUGAAAAAUAUGAAGAGCGUUUGGAUACUAUUGCAUUACAUGAAACAAUAGAGAAAGCCCCAUCUGAAGCACAUAAAGAACCCCAGGAAGACAAACAUUCUGAAAAAGAAGGGAAAGGUAAAGUGUUUCCUGUUACAGAUUCAGAUCCCCACCAAAUGAGGAUAGAAGAAGAUAAAUCAGGUAUGUCUACAUAUUUUGAAACUUCCACUCUUAAAGAUGAAGUUAUCAAGAGUGAUAAAGUACAGCAAGGCAACGAUUAUUAUGAACUGAGUGAUUCAAAAGACCAGAUUUAUGAUAUUUACCAUAAAAAUUCCCUUGUAUCUAAAAAGGAGACUGAUGACUAUCAGCCAGAAGCACACCAACAACCCAGUCCACCUGCUCAUCAAAUUGGAUACAGUACCCUUGCACAGAGUUUCCCAGAAGAUGAUGCUAAGGAGCCUAGCUCUCCUCCAGAAAGAAUGUAUACUAUUGACCCAAAUGUGUAUGGAGAUAAGAGAGAACUCCACAGUAAAAAUAAAGAUGAUUUAACUCUCAGCAGGAGCUUAGGGCUUGGUGGAAGAUCUGCUAUAGAACAGAGGAGUAUGUCAAUUAAUCUCCCAAUGUCCUGCUUAGAUUCUAUAGCACUGGGAUUUAACUUUGGACGUGCUCAUGAUCUUUCACCUUUAGGUUCAGAUAUUUUAGAUACGGCUAGUGGAGAUGAAGGUGAUGAUUACUUGCCCGCCACCACCCCAGGAAUAGAAAAAGCUCCCCCCUUCCCAACAGAAAGUAGGGAAGAAGAAGAAGAAGAAGCAGAAGAAGAAGAAGAAGAAGCAGCAGAAGAAGAAGAAGAAGAAGAAGAAGAGAGGAGAGAAGAGUCCAAAUUUAAAGAGUCAGGAGAGAUUCAGGUGGAGCCUUUAUAUGAAUCGCCUUUCCUAGCUAAAGAUUAUUACAAAAAUGGAACAGUAAUGGCUCCUGACUUACCUGAAAUGUUAGAUUUAGCUGGUACAAGGUCAAGGGUAGCUUCUGUGAGUGCAGAUACAGAGGUAGCACAACAUAAAUCUGUUCCUUCAGAGGUGGUUGUUGAGGACAGCUCUGCAGUUCAGCAGCUUAUGACUGAUGAAAAUCACAUGACUCUAAAAGCUGACAGUCAGAUAGAAGAUUUAGGCUACUGUGUUUUCAACAAAUACACAGUACCAUUACCAUCUCCAGUUCAAGACAGUGAGAAUUUGGCAGGAGAAAGCUGCUCUUAUGAGGAGAAAAUGAGGAGAGGUGUAGUUACAGAUCUCUCAUUGAUAGAAGUGAAGUUGGCAGCAGCUGAGAGAUCCUGUGAAGAAAAAGAGGUCUCUGAGGACUCCACAGUUUGGGGCCAGGACUUUGAACAAGAGAGAAAAGCUAUUGAUAAAUUAGAUACUGUGUUAGAAAAAAGUGAGGAACAAGCUGAUGCUAAAGAAGUAUCUUUUCCUGAAGAUACUGAACAUGAAAUACAGCUUGGUUCAGAGCUAGUAGAUGUUAAUGAUAAAACUCUAGUUGAGCCAGAAAAAAAUUCUUCAUUAAUUAAGAAAGAGGAAAAUGCUAUUCAUGUUGCUGCAAAUAUAGAUAAAGCAGAAUUGUCUUGCAAACCAGACUAUGAUGCUAUAAAACAUGAUAUGGAUUCUGCUGCUCGGCAAGUAGAACAGGAAUAUCAGAGUAAAUUAGGAGGUCAUAUCACUGAAUUAGUUUCAGAGCUGAAUAAAGAAGAUCCAGAGAAGAUCCUCUUUACAUUACAUCAAGAACCUGAUCUAUGUGCAAAAUUGGAAUCUAAUCAUACGAAAGAUAUAGCUAAACUGUCUGAAAUUGAAAUUAAGGAAAAAGGCCCUAAGCCUGAUCUGGUGCACCAAGAAGCAGUAGAUAAAGAAGAAUCAUAUGAAUCGAGUGGAGAUAAUGGUCAAGUGCAAGAGGGAUUGUCUGGAGAAAUUUCAAAGCCACAUGAGGACAAAAUACAACGAGAAAGCCCAUCUUUGCCAGAGGAAGAUCAUGCAGCACAUCUUCCAGCAGGACAAUCUGCUACAGAAAAAAGUAUAUCGAAAGUUAUUCAAGAAGAAACAACAGAAACUCAAAUGGAGAACAUAAUAGAGCAUAAAGUAGAUCAGGUAGAUAAUGUGGCGAUCACUGGCACUGAGAAUGUUGAGAAGUUACCCCAUGGUUUAAAAUAUGAGAAAGAAAAAGAAAAAGUGGAAGAAGAACAAAAGGAAGAGAUUAAGCAAAUAGAAGAACAAGAGGAAGAAGAAAAGCAAACAAAAGAGGAAAUCAAGCACAAGGAAGAACAUGAAAAAGAAAUUAAAAAUGUAGAGCAACAGGAAGACAUUAAGCCUGUGAUACAAGAUGAAGAGGAGAUUAAGAAAGAUGAAUAUGAAGAAAAGACUAAACAAAAAGAAGAAGAAGAGAUCAAGCAAGCAGAAGGACAAGAGGAGGAAAAAGAUCAAGAAAAGGAAACCAGUAAGCAAACGAGUAAAGAAGAGGACUUGGAGAGACCCAGUGAAGAAGUAUGUAAAGCUAUCCCUGUGGAGAUACCUGAGCUCAAAGGAGUAAUAGAAUCUGUUGUUACAGUUGAGGAUGAUUUCAUUACAAUAAUACAGACAACCAUUGAUGAAGGAGAAGCCAAUUCCCACAGUGUUCGCUUUGCUGAAACUGCACAGGCUGAAACAGGCGGAGAAGGUUUCUGUACAGAAAAGCUGGCUAUGGAGGCAGAGGUUAUUGCUCAUGUUGAAGCAGACUCAGAAGAAAAGUCUUUGGAACCUCCUGGAUCAGCUGAACAGGAAGAAAUCCCAGUAACUGAUUACAAGACAGAAGUAUAUGACGAUUAUAAAGAUGAAACAACAAUCGAUGACUCCGUCCUGGAUACCGACAGCAUAUGGGUGGAUACACAAGAUGAUGAUAGGAGCAUCAUGACAGAACAGUUAGACACUGUUCCUAAAGAGGAGAAAUCAGAGAGAGAAUUGCGGAGACCAUCUCUUGAUAAACAUAAAAAAGAAAAGCCUUUAAAAACUGGGAGAGGCAGGAUUUCUACUCCUGAAAGAAAAAUAGCUAAAAAGGAACCUAGCACAGUCUCCAGAGAUGAAGUGAGAAGGAAAAAAGCUGUGUAUAAGAAAGCUGAACUUUCUAAAAAAGCUGAAGUUCAGGCUCACUCUCCCUCCAGGAAAAUCAUUUUAAAACCUGCUAUCAAACAUACUAGACCAACUCAUCACUCCUGUGUUAAGCGGAAGCAGACAGCUGCUGGUGGUGAAAUAAAUCAGACGCCUGGGGUGUUUAAGCAAGCAAAGGAAAAACUUUCGACUUCUUCUUUGUCAAAGAUUCCUGCCUCAAAGGUUAGAGCAAAGUCAUUGCUUCCUCCAAGACCCAACUCUGCUUGUUCACUAAUCACCACUAAAAAAGUUGUUUUGCGCAGUAAAGACAAUUAUAUUGCGUGGCCCUCUUCAGCGGGCCCAAGAGACUAUUCAAAAACAGCUCAGGAUGGAAUAACCAAGAGUCCUGAAAAGCGCUCCUCUUUACCAAGACCUUCUUCCAUUUUACCCGCCCGAAGAGGUAUCUCAGCAGACAGAGAACGAGAUGAAAAUUCUUUCUCCCUGAACAGCACCAUCUCAUCUGUACGACGAACUACAAGAUCAGAGCCUAUUCGAAGCCGAACAGGAAAAAGCGGUACAUCAACUCCAACUACUCCAGGAUCAACUGCCAUCACUCCUGGAACCCCGCCUAGUUAUUCCUCUCGAACCCCAGGAACACCUGGUACCCCUAGUUAUUCCAGAACCCCACAUACACCGGGUACUCCCACAUCUGCAAUUCUGGUACCCACUGAGAAAAAGGUUGCUAUCAUACGCACACCUCCGAAAUCUCCAGCAACCCCUAAGCAACUUCGUCUGAUUAAUCAACCUCUACCAGAUCUCAAGAAUGUCAGGUCCAAAGUUGGGUCAACAGACAACAUCAAGUAUCAGCCUAAAGGGGGGCAGGUUAGGAUUUUAAGCAAGAAGAUUGAUUUUAGCGAUGUACACUCCAGAUGUGGUUCAAGAGAUAACAUCAAACAUUCAGCAGGGGGAGGAAAUGUGCAAAUUGUAACCAAGAAGAUAGACUUGAGUCAUGUGACUUCUAAAUGUGGUUCCCUGAAGAAUAUCCGUCAUAGGCCAGGAGGGGGUCGAGUGAAAAUCGAAAGUGUGAGACUGGAUUUUAAAGAAAAGGCCCAAGCCAAGGUUGGCUCACUUGACAAUGCUCACCACGUGCCUGGAGGAGGUAAUAUUAAGAUUGACAGCCAGAAACUCAAUUUCCGAGAGCAUGCAAAGGCCCGUGUGGACCAUGGCGCUGAAAUCAUCACCCAAUCUCCUGGCCGAUCAAGUGUGGCUUCCCCUCGGAGGCUCAGCAACGUCUCCUCCUCCGGCAGUAUUAACCUGCUUGAAUCUCCUCAACUUGCCACCCUGGCUGAAGAUGUCACUGCAGCCCUCGCUAAACAGGGCUUAUGAAUUUGCUUUGUUAGCAGUGUUUGAAGUUACAAUAUUUAGGCAUGAUUUCUUGCCAGGAAUGGGCUCUGAGCAGGUGUUAACAUUCAUUCUUUACUAUGUCUAAAAUUAAGUCACAUCCCAAGACUGUAGUAAUCAUAAAAUAAAAACUGGGGGAAAGAUCCAUAUAGAUGCAGAAACUGGCCUGAUUUCCAAUUACAGCAGGAAGAUCUUGGCUUUUCUAUGGGUACAAUUGCAGUAUAUUACAUUGGACAAUUAUUGUUGCUCUGCUCUGUCUUGCAUGGAGUAUGUACUAUGAUAACAAUGCAUUUUGACCUUCCAUGUGCCUGAAGGCCAUCCACUACUUUUUGAAGAGCCUUGUUCAAUCCCUUGAGUUGCUCAUUUGACCAUUUUGUUGAUGGAUGGAAUUAAGAAGCAUCUCCACUUGUAAUUUAUCAACAGGUUAAUUUAAACAGAAGAGUUUGAGGACCAUGCAGAAGGGCAAAUAUAGUGAUGUCAACACUUCAGAAAGGGUGGGGUUAUUUUAUAUACAUGGGUAGAAGAAAGAGGCAAUUAAGUUAUUAACGUUGUGGAAGUUGGAUGAUUAUGUCAGUGUAUAGCUGAUUACAAUAAAUUAUUUAACUAAUAAUUAAGUAAGUAGUGGGGGAAAAUCAUAUGAGCUGUACCGGGGAAGCAACUUUUUUUUUCUUUUUUAAAACAGUUACUGAAAUUAAGCUAUGGAGUUAUGUCAGAUUAGAAUAUUAGUUAAGCAUCUAGGUUUGUGUCUUCACUACUGGUUUCAUGUCCUCUCCCAUCUGUUCGAUACAGUAUUAUUAAUA